GGAGUAACCCCAAUGCUUGUGCGUCGGCAUCGUCACAUCACCCCACUAUCUGCUGUUGUCGCGGUGUGACGUCAUCAUGAUGUGAUUUUUCAUCAUCACUGGGACCACAGAUGUGUUGCACGCCGAUUUAAUUCGCAAAUCUUUCGGUCCGCCAACUUUUCAGGAUUACUUGUCGGUUCGUCUCCGCCGUGUUUGCAGCCUGCUCGUGUCGUCCAGCCAUGGCACAGCAGGAUGGUGCUGCCAAGAAGAAUCCAACUGGUGCAGUGUUGCACUCUCACUUUAUUGUGGGUUUAGUAUCGGAGGAGAACUCGGAAGAUGAAAUCCAAGUGAAGUUAGGCGUGCAGCUGGAGGAGAAAGAUUUGCGCUCCAUGUCGCCAUCAUCCAGUAGCUCUGACAGCAUGUAUGAAAUGGGCUUUGACAACAUCGACGGCUCCUUACACAACUUAAGGCCAAGUAUGUCAGGGUUGCACCUGGUGAAGCAGGGCAGAGAUCGUCGGCGUGUUGAUUUGCACAGGGACUUCACUGUGGCUUCUCCUGCUGAAUUUGUGACUCGCUUUGGGGGUAACAAGGUUAUUGAGAAGGUCCUCAUUGCUAACAAUGGCAUUGCAGCAGUCAAAUGUAUGCGCUCCAUCCGUCGCUGGGCUUAUGAAAUGUUCCGCAAUGAAAGAGCAAUCCGAUUUGUUGUGAUGGUUACCCCAGAGGAUCUGAAGGCCAAUGCAGAGUACAUCAAAAUGGCAGAUCAUUACGUGCCUGUGCCAGGAGGGACCAAUAACAACAACUAUGCCAAUGUAGAACUCAUUCUGGACAUUGCUAAACGCAUACCUGUUCAGGCAGUGUGGGCUGGUUGGGGUCAUGCAUCAGAGAACCCCAAACUUCCCGAGCUGCUUCACAAGAAUGGUAUUGCUUUCAUGGGUCCCCCUAGUAAGGCCAUGUGGGCUCUAGGAGAUAAAAUUGCCUCCUCUAUUGUGGCUCAGACAGCUGGCAUUCCAACUUUGCCCUGGAGUGGAGCAGGACUGACUGUAGAAUGGACAGAAAACAAUCAAAAGAAGAGAAUCAUCAGUGUUCCCUCUGAUUUGUACGAGCUUGGCUGCAUCCAGGAUGUAGAAGAUGGUUUGAAAGCUGCAGAUAAGAUCGGCUACCCUGUGAUGGUGAAAGCGUCCGAAGGAGGUGGUGGAAAAGGCAUCCGCAAGGUUAACUGUGCUGAUGAUUUUCCAAACCUCUUCAGACAGGUCCAGGCAGAAGUUCCAGGAUCUCCCAUUUUUGUCAUGCAGCUUGCCAAACAUGCUCGCCAUUUGGAGGUCCAAAUCUUGGCUGAUCAAUAUGGCAAUGCUAUUUCCCUGUUUGGCAGAGACUGUUCAGUGCAACGACGACAUCAAAAAAUUAUAGAGGAGGCUCCUGCUACCAUCGCCACAUCAGACGUGUUUGAAGAUAUGGAAAAGUGCGCAGUGAAGCUGGCUAAGAUGGUGGGAUAUGUCAGUGCCGGGACAGUGGAGUACCUCUACAGCCAGGACGGCAGCUUCUAUUUCCUAGAGCUCAACCCUCGUCUGCAGGUGGAACACCCCUGUACUGAGAUGGUUGCUGAUGUCAAUUUGCCUGCUGCUCAACUUCAGAUUGCUAUGGGUAUUCCUCUUCACCGAAUCAAAGACAUCAGGAUGUUUUAUAGUGUUCAAGCCUGGGGAGACAGUCCCAUUGACUUUGAGGGACUGUCCACGGCCCCCUCGCCACGAGGACAUGUCAUCGCAGCACGCAUCACAAGUGAAAAUCCAGAUGAGGGUUUCAAACCGAGCUCUGGAACCGUACAGGAGCUGAAUUUCCGCAGUAAUAAGAAUGUGUGGGGUUACUUUAGUGUGGCAGCUGCUGGAGGACUGCAUGAGUUUGCAGACUCCCAAUUUGGACACUGCUUCUCCUGGGGAGAAAAUCGUGAAGAAGCAAUCUCUAACAUGGUGGUGGCUUUGAAGGAGUUAUCUAUCAGAGGUGACUUCAGGACUACAGUGGAAUAUCUCAUUAAGCUGCUGGAGACUGAAAGCUUUCAACGCAAUAGCAUCGACACAGGCUGGCUAGACAGACUCAUUUCAGAAAAGAUGCAGGCAGAGCGUCCAGACACCAUGCUAGGAAUUGUGAGCGGUGCUCUUCAUGUGGCAGAUGUCAAUCUCAGGAAUAGUGUGUCCAACUUUCUUCAUUCCUUGGAAAGGGGCCAGGUUCUGCCAGCACAUACUUUACUCAACACUGUGGAUGUGGAGCUGAUCUAUGAGGGGACAAAGUAUGUUCUUACUGUGACGCGUCAGUCUCCCAACUCCUAUGUGGUCAUCAUGAACAACUCCUUAGCUGAAGUUGACGUCCAUCGGCUCAGUGAUGGAGGCCUUCUGCUGUCAUAUGAUGGAAGCAGCUAUACCACCUACAUGAAGGAAGAGGUAGACAGGUAUCGCAUUACAAUCGGGAACAAGACUUGCGUCUUUGAAAAGGAAAAUGAUCCCUCGCUCCUACGUUCUCCUUCAGCGGGAAAACUCAUUCAGUACACGGUAGAGGAUGGAGGGCAUGUGUUCGCCGGCCAAUGCUAUGCUGAGAUUGAGGUGAUGAAGAUGGUAAUGACCCUGACAGCUGUGGAGUCUGGUUGCAUUCAUUAUGUGAAGAGGGCUGGAGCUGCACUGGAGCCUGGCUGUGUUAUUGCAAAGCUGCAACUGGAUGACCCAAGUAGAGUGCAACAGGCCGACCUGUACACGGGGGCACUGCCUUCUAUCCAGGCUGUAACUUUGAGAGGGGAAAAGCUGCACAGAGUCUUCCACAACACGCUGGAUCAUCUUGUUCACAUCAUGAAUGGGUACUGUCUUCCUGAACCUUUCUUUGGUGCAAAGCUGAAAGAGUGGGUGGAACGGCUGAUGAAAACUAUGCGCGAUCCCUCUUUGCCACUUUUGGAGCUGCAGGACAUAAUGACCAGUGUUUCAGGUCGCAUCCCCCCUGCUGUUGAGAAGGCCAUUAAGAAGGAGAUGGCUCAGUAUGCCAGCAACAUCACCUCUGUGCUCUGCCAGUUCCCCAGCCAGCAGAUUGCAAACAUCCUGGACAGCCAUGCUGCUACUCUUCACAAGAAGUCAGAGAGAGAAGUCUUCUUUAUGAACACACAAAGUAUCGUUCAGCUGGUGCAGAAGUAUCGCAGUGGCAUCCGGGGUCACAUGAAAGCUGUGGUGAUGGACUUGCUUCGACAAUACUUGAAAGUAGAGGUCCAUUUCCAAAAUGGACACUAUGACAAGUGUGUGUUUGCAUUGCGUGAAGAAAACAAAGUUGACAUGGCCAAUGUGCUGAACUACAUCUUCUCCCAUGCCCAAGUAACCAAGAAAAACAUGAUGGUUACUAUGCUGAUUGACCAGCUGUGUGGUCGUGAUCCCACACUCACCGAUGAGUUGAUGGCCAUCUUGACUGAGCUCACCCAGCUCAGUAAGACCACUAAUGCCAAAGUGGCGCUGCGCGCCCGACAGGUAUUGAUAGCUUCCCACCUUCCGUCUUAUGAGCUUCGACACAACCAGGUGGAAUCCAUCUUUCUCUCUGCCAUCGAUAUGUACGGACACCAGUUUUGCAUUGAGAACCUUCAGAAACUCAUCCUUUCAGAGACAUCCAUAUUUGAUGUUCUGCCCAACUUCUUCUACCACAGUAAUCAGGUAGUCAGGAUGGCUGCCCUAGAGGUUUACGUUCGCAGAGCAUAUAUUGCCUAUGAGCUCAACAGUGUUCAGCAUCGGCAGUUGAAAGACAACACAUGUAUAGUGGAGUUCCAGUUCAUGCUUCCCACCUCACAUCCUAACAGAGGGAACAUCCCCACUCUAAACAGGAUGUCCUUUUCAUCAAACCUAAACCACUAUGGCAUGGUGCAUGUGGCCAGUGUGAGUGACGUUUUACUUGACACUUCUUUUACGCCACCUUGUCAGCGCAUGGGAGCCAUGGUCUCAUUCCGCUCCUUUCAGGAAUUUACCAGGAACAUUAAAGAUGUGUUGAGUUGCUUUUCCGACUCUCCUCCUUCAAGUCCAACCUUCCCAGAGGGAGGUAAUCCUGUACUGUAUGAUGAAGAGGACAACAAGAGUGCAAGUGAUGAACCAAUCCACAUUCUCAAUGUGGCUAUUAAGACUGACAGUGACAUUGAUGAUGACAGUUUGGCAGCCAUGUUCCGGGAGUUCACACAAUCAAAGAAAUCUCUUCUGUUUGACCAUGGCAUCCGUAGGCUGACUUUCCUUGUUGCCCAGAAGGACUUCAGGAAGCAAGUCAACUGUGAGGUGGAUCAGAGGUUUCAUAGAGAGUUUCCCAAGUUUUUCACAUUCCGUGCCCGUGACAAGUUUGAAGAGGACAGGAUCUAUCGUCAUUUGGAGCCGGCAUUGGCCUUCCAGUUGGAGCUCAACCGCAUGCGCAAUUUUGCGCUGACCGCCAUUCCAUGUGCUAACCACAAAAUGCACCUGUACCUGGGUGCCGCCCGUGUGGAGGUGGGCACCGAAGUGACUGACUACCGUUUCUUUGUGCGAGCCAUCAUUCGUCACUCGGAUCUCGUCACAAAGGAGGCAUCAUUUGAGUACCUUCACAAUGAAGCAGAGCGUUUGCUUCUGGAAGCCAUGGAUGAGCUGGAGGUGGCCUUCAAUAACACAACUGUAAGGACAGACUGUAAUCACAUCUUCCUCAAUUUUGUCCCAACAGUGAUCAUGGAUCCAUCAAAGAUUGAGGAGUCUGUGCGCUCCAUGGUGAUGCGUUACGGAAGCCGUCUAUGGAAACUGCGGGUGCUGCAGGCUGAGCUGAAAAUUAACAUCCGCCUGACUCCAACAGGAAAGCAGAUCCCAAUCCGUCUUUUCCUUACAAAUGAGUCAGGCUACUAUCUGGACAUCAGCCUGUACAAGGAGGUCACCGAUUCCCGAACGGGACAGGUGGGGCCCCAAGACAGACAGAUCAUGUUCCAAGCUUAUGGUGACAAGCAGGGUCCCUUACAUGGCAUGCUCAUCAACACCCCUUAUGUCACCAAGGACCUGCUGCAGUCUAAACGCUUCCAGGCACAAUCUUUGGGCACCACUUAUGUCUAUGAUUUCCCAGAAAUGUUCAGACAGGCUCUGAAGAAGCUGUGGCACUCUAUGAGCUCCUACGCUCACUUGCCCAAAUGUCCUCUUCCUUCUGAGCUGCUCACCUUCACAGAGUUGGUUCUUGACCCCCAAGGUCAGCUGGUGCAGAUGAACAGACUUCCAGGUGGCAACGAGAUUGGAAUUGUGGCUUGGCGGAUGACUCUGCAUACUCCAGAAUAUCCAGCUGGUCGAGAGAUCAUUGUAAUAAGCAAUGACAUCACACAUAAGAUAGGCUCAUUUGGACCCCAGGAGGAUAUGCUGUUCCUGAGAGCUUCAGAAAUGGCACGAGAGAGUGGCAUUCCUCGAGUCUACAUUGCAGCCAACAGCGGUGCCCGCAUUGGUCUAGCAGAGGAAAUCAGACACAUGUUCCAUGUGGCAUGGCAAGAUCCCAGUGACCCAUAUAAGGGAUUCAAGUAUCUUUACCUUACACCUCAGGAUUACAAGAAGGUUUCAGCCCUUAACUCUGUACAUUGUGAACAUGUUGAGGAUGAAGGACAAUCAAGAUACAAGAUCACUGACAUCAUAGGGAAGGAAGAAGGGCUAGGUGUCGAAAAUCUCAGAGGCUCUGGAAUGAUUGCAGGAGAGUCAUCACUGGCUUAUGAAGAGAUCAUCACCAUGAACUUGGUCACCUGCCGAGCCAUAGGCAUUGGGGCUUACUUAGUGAGGCUUGGACAGAGAACUAUUCAAGUGGACAACUCUCACAUCAUCCUUACUGGAGCUGGAGCACUCAAUAAGGUACUGGGCAGAGAAGUGUACACAUCAAACAACCAACUUGGUGGAAUUCAGAUAAUGCACAACAAUGGUGUUACUCACUGUACUGUUUGUGAUGACUUUGAGGGAGUCUUCACGCUUCUCCAGUGGCUAUCCUACAUGCCCAAGUGUAAGACAAGCCCGGUGCCCAUUCUUGAUGCUAAAGACUCCAUAGAUCGACUUGUCGAGUUUGUGCCUACGAAGACUCCUUAUGAUCCUCGCUGGAUGUUAGCUGGACGCCCCAGCCAGACUCCAAAGGGUUCCUGGCAGAGCGGUUUCUUUGAUCAUGGCUCUUUCAUGGAAAUCAUGCAGCCAUGGGCCCAGAGUGUGGUGGUUGGCCGAGCCAGGCUGGGUGGGAUACCCACUGGAGUAGUUGCUGUGGAAACCAGAUCAGUAGAGCUGUCAAUCCCAGCUGAUCCAGCCAAUUUGGACUCAGAGGCUAAAAUCAUCCAACAGGCAGGACAGGUGUGGUUCCCAGACUCUGCUUUCAAAACAGCCCAGGCCAUUAAAGAUCUGAACCGAGAGGGUCUGCCUCUCAUUGUGUUUGCUAAUUGGAGGGGCUUUUCUGGAGGAAUGAAAGAUAUGUACGACCAGGUGUUGAAGUUCGGGGCCUACAUUGUGGAUGGACUGAGAGAGUACAAGCAGCCGGUACUCGUUUAUAUCCCUCCCCAGGCUGAGCUUAGAGGAGGUUCAUGGGUGGUCAUAGAUCCCACCAUCAACCCUCGUCACAUGGAGAUGUACGCUGAUAAGGACAGUCGUGGUGGGGUGUUGGAGCCAGAAGGAACAGUCGAGAUAAAGUUCAGGAAGAAGGACCUAGUGAAGACUAUGAGAAGAGUAGACCCAGUCUAUAUGGGCUUGGCUGAAAGAUUAGGAACCCCGGAGCUGAGUCCCCCUGAUCGUAAAGAGUUGGAAACCAAGCUGAAGGAGUGCGAAGAGUUUCUCCUGCCCAUCUACCACCAGGUGGCCGUGCAGUUUGCAGACCUACACGACACCCCAGGACGCAUGCAGGAGAAGGGCGUGAUCACGGACAUUUUGGAAUGGCAGACAUCUCGUCAGUUCUUUUACUGGCGUCUGCGUCGUCUGUUGCUGGAAGACACAGUCAAAAGGAAAAUCCAAGAGGCAAACGGCGAGCUGACAGACGGCCAAAUCCAGGCCAUGCUGCGCCGCUGGUUUGUGGAGGCUGAGGGGGCUGUGAAGGCAUAUCUGUGGGACAAUAACGAAGAGGUGGUGGGAUGGUUGGAGAGGCAGCUAGCUGAAGAAGACGGAGCGAGAUCUGUCAUUGACGAGAACAUCAAGUACAUCCGAAGAGAUCACAUCCUCAAGCAGAUUCGCAGCCUCGUUCAAGCCAAUCCAGAGGUCGCCAUGGAUUCUAUAGUCCACAUGACCCAACACAUCUCACCCACACAGAGAGCGGAGGUGGUCCGUAUCCUGUCCACCAUGGAGACGCCAGCCUCCUCCUAGUGGGAGAUUCGUCUUGUGCACUGUGUCGAUCAGUCACAGCUCAAGUCACUGCUACAGCCUAAAGGGCGGUGGCACGGUUACACCGGCUCCAAACUGAGACCCGGGCUGGAAACUGAGGCCAGAGGAGCCAACGUGAUGGCAGCUGCCAGGUUACUAAUGAAAGGUUGGCAAUGAUUCUCACUCGGGAAGAGUUCAGAGUUUUUAAAUGUUUUGUGUUUGUGUGUUAACGUUAAAAUCAUUUCUAUUUAUAGUUCAAAUGGGGGAGGGGGAAAAAGUAAGAAAUAUCUGGUACGUGUAUAGUUGUGUAUUUGAGGUUUACGUCUCCACAACAAUCCGAGGACUCCAUGCUUUUGAAGAGUGUACUCACAACACUGAGGAAUGUCAGACAGAAGCGCACCUUGGUUUUUGACAUAUGCUUGUUAAAGAUUUGCAAGUGUUUUGAUGACCAACCCUUUGACAACUCACAGCUGUGAGCUGUUCACUCCUGAGCACGGGGCACUUAGUUACUGAACAAAGACAGGGAACACUACAGUGGGGGGGGGAGCAGGGGCGAGGUCUGUUUUAGACCCCGACAGGUUUCCCAGUCGCCCUGCAGUGAACAACGGGCAGCUAGCCACAUAACAAAAACCACAGCUGUUCCUUCUGCUCUCACUCCCACUGCACACACGGGCUGCUUGACAUGCACUUUACCUCUUUCCCUUCCCUCACAGCUACCAUCAGACACGCACACUUCUUAUUGUUGAAUCUGCUGUACAGACGUGCACAUAUAUGACCACGUCCACAAAACGAAAGAGUCAGAGAGGUGAGGAUACUUUAAUCGGCUGCAUGCUCAUUUAGAAUGUUUGUCUUUUUUCUACUCUGCAUGACUAUUUUGAGGAUGACUGUGUUGCUUCCAAAAUCUAGUCUCUGAAAAUUGCGGUCCCCUCCCCCACCAUCAAAUUUACACUGCUUAUAAAUAUCAGUGGAAUUAAUUGUUACAUGUCAAAUAUGUGAAUGUUUUAACUGCAAUGAAAAUUACCUGUUAUAUUUAAGGUUUGUAUUUUAUGUACAUGAAAUGUUACUACUUUUUAAUAUAGAAAGUUUCCAAGAAAAUUGUUUAAUUUUUGUGCUACCUUCUCACUUGAGUUUGUUACAAAA
Thalassophryne amazonica is the source of this 8429-nucleotide messenger RNA. It is a transcript of the gene acaca, whose product is annotated as acetyl-CoA carboxylase alpha. Gene Ontology annotation, molecular function: metal ion binding; acetyl-CoA carboxylase activity; ATP binding. Gene Ontology annotation, biological process: fatty acid biosynthetic process. NCBI's taxonomy places the organism in Eukaryota, Metazoa, Chordata, Actinopteri, Batrachoidiformes, Batrachoididae. The record is from RefSeq and is a predicted model, not a curated record. The transcript has 54 exons. Bases 219 to 7292 code for a protein of 2357 amino acids.